GUUAAACAACAGAUGUGACAUACUAACCUUUAACCACGGCACCCAUCGGUUGAAUAGGUGAAUGGAGCAUAUAUUUAAUCUCUUGCAUGUGGUGAUGGCCAUCAUCAAUUUUUCCAGAACAAAUGGGACAUUCUGUAGCCUACAAGGAGAGCCUGCAUACCCACAACUAUCAAAGCAUGGCGAUAUCAUCAUUGGAGGGAUUUUACCAUUUCACAGCAGAUGGGAUGUCACAAACAUGUCCUAUCUGGUCAAGCCACCUCCAGUGAAGUGCAUGAGUCUUGAUUUCAGAGCUUUCCAGUUCUCACAGUCCUUGAUAUAUGCAAUAGAGGAGAUCAACAACAGCUCAUCUUUACUGCCUGGUGUUUCUCUGGGCUACAAGAUAUAUGACAGCUGCACUUCCACAGCAAUUGGGGUUAGAAUGGCCAUGACACUUGUAAAUGGAAAUGAGAACUCAGACUUGGAUGAGCCCUGUUCAAAACCAGCUCAGGUGCAGGCCAUAAUCGGUGAGACAUAUUCAUCAGUGUCAAUGGCUAUUGCAAAUAGUAUUGGACCACUCAGUGUUCCUGUGAUCAGUUAUUAUUCCACCUGUGAGUGUCUCAGUGACAAAAGGAAAUAUCCCUCAUUUUUACGCACUAUUCCCAGUGACUAUUUUCAAAGCAGGGCACUGGCAGAGAUGGUGAAACACUUUGGCUGGACAUGGGUGGGAGCAAUCAGAAGAGAUGAUGAUUAUGGUAACAGCGGAAUGGCUGCAUUUACUGAAGCUGCAGUUGAAUUAGGCAUAUGCCUGGAAUAUUCUAUUCCAUUUUUUAGAACCUACUCACAAGAAAAAGUGCUAAGAAUUGUUGAGCAGGUCAAAAGCUCCACUUCUCGAGUGAUUGUGGCAUUUGUCGACACAUGGGACUUGGAUAUUUUGGUACAUGCCUUUUUUAAAAACAAUGUCACUGGAUACCAGUGGGUGGGUACUGAAGCCUGGAUCUUUGAUCUAGAACUGGCCACACUCGAUAAAUUCAACAUACUGCAAGGAGCUAUAGGGCUGGCUAUCUCCCAAACAACAGUAACAGGUCUGAAAGACUUCAUUCUGGAUAUAAAUCCACUGAAGUCUGUAGGAAGUGCCAUAUUUACAGAAUUCUGGGAGGCUCUGUUUCAGUGUACAUUUACAAAACAGAAUAAAUCUAAAGAUAAACCAGUGUGCACAGGAGAAGAGAAAGUGUCUGAAGUUGAAAACCCAUUUACUGACAUGUCACUAAUGCCAAUUUUCAGUAAUGUGUAUAAAGGUGUUUAUGCUGUUGCUCAUGCCCUACAUGACCUUCUUGGCUGCACUCAAACAUGCCCGACCAAGAAGCAGCCAGAUCCAUUCACAUUUCUAGAGCAUCUCAAAAGGAUUCAUUUCAAAACCAAAGAGGGUGAUGAAGUGUAUUUCGAUAAAAAUGGAGACCCUGCUGCAAAAUAUGAGAUCAUAAAUUGGCAGACACAUAAAGAACAUCAAUAUGAGUUUGUCAGUGUUGGACUUUAUGACUCAACUCUACCGUUUCACAAUCGAUUAACGGUAAACAUGGCCUCAAUUGUCUGGGCAAAAAAUAGCAAUCAGGUGCCAGUGUCAGUGUGCAGUGAGAGCUGUCCUCCAGGCACCAGGAAAGCUGUACAGAAAGGAAAGCCGAUCUGCUGCUUUGACUGUAUACCGUGUGCAGAAGGAGAAAUCAGCAACAUGACAGAUUCUGUUACAUGUGAACAAUGCACCCAGGACUACUGGUCAAAUCCAUACAGAGAUAAAUGUGUAAAGAAGGAAACUGAAUAUCUCUCCUAUGAGGAAACCAUGGGCAUUUUGCUGACAGCUGUUUCUGUUAUUGGUGCUAUCAUGGCAAUAACAAUAGCAAUAUUGUUCUUUAGAUAUAAAAAUACCCCAAUAGUCAAAGCCAACAACUCAGAGCUGAGCUUCUUACUGCUCUUCUCCUUGAAUCUAUGUUUCCUCUGUUCACUGACUUUCAUUGGUCAGCCCUCUGAGUGGUCCUGUAUGCUGCGUCACACAGCUUUUGGAAUAAUCUUCGUCCUCUGCAUCUCCUGUGUUCUGGGGAAAACAAUAGUGGUGUUAAUGGCCUUCAGAGCUACACUUCCAGGCAGUAAUGUCAUGAAGUGGUUUGGGCCUCCACAGCAGAGACUCAGUGUUCUUGCAUUCACUCUCAUUCAGGUCCUUAUUUGUGUGAUUUGGUUAACAACCUCUCCUCCCUUUCCUUUCAAAAAUGUAAAGCACUACAAGGAAAAGAUCAUUCUAGAAUGUAAUUUAGGAUCAAAUGUAGCUUUCUGGGCUGUACUGGGUUAUAUUGGACUUCUGUCUCUUUUAUGUUUCAUUUUGGCUUUUCUGGCUCGAAAGUUGCCUGAUAACUUCAAUGAAGCCAAAUUCAUCACAUUCAGCAUGCUGAUAUUCUGUGCUGUCUGGAUCACCUUCAUCCCAGCUUAUGUCAGCUCUCCUGGAAAGUUCACUGUAGCUGUAGAAAUAUUUGCCAUUUUGGCCUCAAGCUUUGGAUUGCUGUUUUGUAUCUUUCUACCAAAAUGUUACAUAAUCAUUUUGAAGCCAGAGAAGAACACUAAAAAACAAAUGAUGGGUAAGAUGGCAGUUAAGUGAACUAACUGUUUACAUUCUUACUACUGAUAUAAACCUACGCUAAUUCAUGUUUACUAAAUGUAUCAUUAAUGUAUCAUUUAUUUUUUGCAUAACUUUCCAAUAAGCCACCAACUCAGUAUAAACUACUAAUCAAAGGUUUUGACUGUACCUCUCAUAAUUUUAAUAAACAAGUUUUGCUCAAUAAUAAAACAAAAUACAGAUACUUGUCAAUAUAACUACUAUAAAAAUGCAAAAAAUGGUGCAACACACAACAGCUUUAUACUGUGCAGGGAUACACAGAGUACGAAAGGGAAAAUUUGAAUACCACAGCAAGUAAAAAGUGAAGGGGCCUAUCUUUUAGACGAUGCCACGAACAUGGUCACCAUCUUGAAAGCCGAAUGCAUACACAAGGUAACAAGGUAACAUACCUGAAAAUAAAUACACAAGACAAUAAAUAAAUGUAAUAUGAAUUCAGCAGGAAAAAUCAAUAGACAUAUAGACAUAUGGUAUUAGUCCAGUUCAUCUAUAAUACUUGUUGUUUUACAGAGGCAGUAGUAGAUAUUAUUAGUGAAGGCAGUCCUAAUGAUAAAGUUGUGCAGUUUCCACAGCUGCUUGAAAGGCCUGAAGUUUAAGGCUGUGCAGUUUCCACUGUGAGCCAACUGUUGCAGACACUCUCUGUAUCUCACAAAAGUAAUAUUUUAGAAAUAUUUGUUUCAUUGGACAGUACAAUAGAAAUUAAGUAAGUACAUAACUUAGAAAUAGAUUAGUCAGUGUAGAACUUGUAUAGCAGUAUACAUUUACUGUCAUCUAACAAUAACAUAAUGUUAGAUUAAGUACAUUACUUUCUAAGUAGCUGUUCAUGUGUUUAGCAUUAUAUCUAAAGGUUGGCCUUAAAAAAAGAAAUUGUGGCAGCUGGUAGACAGUGUUGGGCACGUUACUUUGAAAAAGUAUUUAGUUAUAGUUACUAGUUACUGCUC
Molecule: messenger RNA, 3576 nt
Organism: Astyanax mexicanus (Mexican tetra)
Lineage: Eukaryota; Metazoa; Chordata; Actinopteri; Characiformes; Acestrorhamphidae
Product: extracellular calcium-sensing receptor-like
Exons: 6
Coding region: 62-2620 (852 amino acids)
Biological process (GO): G protein-coupled receptor signaling pathway
Cellular component (GO): membrane
Molecular function (GO): G protein-coupled receptor activity
Source: RefSeq, a predicted model, not a curated record